CAGCCGGUCUUGCGCUCGCACUUUCGCGGCUGUGUCCGUCAGCUACCGCGCGCUUUAGCUUGGACUAGAUCCACGAAAACCCGGAUAUUUCGUUGUCGUCUGCUUGUCCUGUGCGCGCUGUCGUCCGCUUCGAGUGAUUACAUUCAUCUGCACCAGUGAUUACACACGUCACAAUGGAGGGUGGAUCGCCGACAGCCAACGGUGACGGUCCAGUGGUGCCGUCAUCUGUGACCAAGACAGGCUGGGUGCGCACCAGUGCCAGCAUGAACCCGAACCUGUACGCCACCAAGAAGACACUGGCGCAGGGCAUGCUCGACGUGGCCCUGCUGUCGGUCAACGCCACCCAGCUGAAGACCAUCAUACAGCGCGGGGACGACCACGACUUCUACACCGUGCUCGUGGUGCUCAUCAGCUUCUCCAUCGCGUUACAGAUCUUGGUGGGCAUGGUUUUUCUCGUGCUGGGUUUCAUCAACCUGAACAAGGACAAGAACCACCGGAUGGCCGAGAUCCUCAACAACAUUGCCACAGCAGCCGUCUUCGCUGUUACGGUGCUCAACAUCUUGACGGCCUCCUUCGACAGCCGCAACGGAAUCGAGGGCACGACCUUCCAGCGGAGGCCCAGCCAGGCCCAGCCUUUGGUUCCACGAUGAACUCAACAAUGUUGUUUUGCUUUGGGCCUACGAAAAGAAAACAGCGAGUUUUAGUGCCACGGAGCCCAAGCCGCUUGAUUACAUGCGCUCUCGCGUUCCUUUGUACUUCCAGCCCCACCCAAGGAGAAUACCAAGGAACGCAAGGGCGCACGUACAUAUGCCGCUUCGGGGCCCCGGCACUAAAAUUGUCUUAUGAAAACACAAUGUUCGUGCGGUCGGUUUCCAUAUAUGCCAGUACACUUUAUGAGUAGCGCAUGGAGUAUUAUAUUAUCACAAACACACACACAUUUUAUCGCUGAUGAAACACUGAUGGGAGUAGAAAGCCUUCACUUGCCUUUUCUCGACGGCCAAAAACGCAUUUUCGCAUUGCAAGGAACACGAAAACGAGACAUGCCAGAACUCUUGGUUCGGCCAAAGUCAACGAUAUCUCAUGUUCCGCACAGGUUCAUCGAGACCUAUUUCGUGUAGCUGCUGAGCGCGAAGCCGUGGGUUCGAUUUUCGGCCAUGGUGCAGGUAUUCCUGCGUAAAAGAAAUGCAAAAACAGAACCGAUCGCUUGUGUAUGUAGACUGAAAUACACGAAAAAUAAAACUCAAGUGGUCCAACUUUCCGUAAAGCCCGUCCAAACAGUUUCCCUCAUAAUCACAUCUGCAGUUUCGCGUCGUUAUAAGCCCAAUAAACUUGACCAGAAGGUCGCGGGAUCAAAUCCCGGCCGCCACGGCCGCAUUUCUGGUGGAGUCGUAAAUGCUAGAGGUCAGUGUAGUUAGAUGCAGGCGCACAUUCAAGAAGCCCAGGUCGUCGAAAGUUCCCGAGCCCUAUGCUAUAGCGUCUCAUAAUCAUAUCGCGGUUUUGGGACGUAAAAUCCCAAGAAUUAAUAUAUUAUUAGUAAAACGAAUAAACUUAUUGACGUGAGCAACCUUUCUCUGUUGUACUUACACGAGGAGCCGGAAGCUUUGCGGACCUAAAGCGACCUUAUUUUGACUCCUGAAAACGGCUCUUGAGCAGACCCAUAGCCGGGGGUAGGAGGUGGGUCCUAACCCCUCCCCCCCACCCCCCCGGAAUUUUGGUAAUGUAGGUAUUUUACCAAAAAUAAAUAAUGAAAAUAGGUGUUUUUCUCAAAUAGUCAAGGCUUACAGCAAGUGCCCCCCUCCUCCCCAGAAAAAAAUUGCUGGCUACGGGCCUGCUCUUGAGUCUAGUGCAUUUCGUAGGGAAAAAUCUGUGCCUCAUAUAUGUAGAAGACAAGGACAUUAUGAGCAGCCCAGUGAGCAGUUUUGUUUCGAGAGGGCGUACUUGGAGUACUUAAACAUAAAGGGUGCCAAAACAAAGGGAGCGCCUUCGGGAGUGGCAGAUAUUAGGACGUCGAGACGAGAUGAGGAAAAUGUGUACGCAUGGGAUGGGCUCGGAUGUUGCAGAUUAGUGCUUAAUGUCGGUCACUAUGCCUUGGCGGCAGUGGUCUGAAAUUGGUAUGGUGGUAGCGGUCGCGAGAGAGAGCGAAACGAAGCGGGAGAGAGGCUAUAGGAAAGGACGUCUCCAGCUGGAUACCGUACAGGAGCAGGACAUUGCGAUACACAUGUAACAAAGGGAAGAAAAAUAAUGGAAAUUAAGUUAAUGCAUGCCCAACCGAGGAAUGUUCACUAAAAGUGCACGAGCGUUCGUGUAAUUUGAGAGGAUGAUCAACUCUGUACUUUCAUACCUGAAAUAAAUGUCGGUUCUA
This is a messenger RNA of Rhipicephalus sanguineus (brown dog tick), 2362 nucleotides long. RefSeq names its product ninjurin-1. Gene Ontology annotation, biological process: tissue regeneration; cell adhesion. Gene Ontology annotation, cellular component: membrane. The record is from RefSeq and is a predicted model, not a curated record. The transcript has 3 exons. Bases 174 to 650 code for a protein of 158 amino acids. NCBI's taxonomy places the organism in Eukaryota, Metazoa, Arthropoda, Arachnida, Ixodida, Ixodidae.